Prunus armeniaca (apricot) is the source of this 198-nucleotide messenger RNA. The record is from the annotation of a GenBank genome assembly. Lineage: Eukaryota; Viridiplantae; Streptophyta; Magnoliopsida; Rosales; Rosaceae.
AUGGAAAACAAGAGCACCAAGCCAGUGAAGAAAGGAAAAGAAUCAAAAUCCAUGGCCAAUAUCCCACCACAAAGAGGUCAGAUCAAAGCUAGAAUAUUUGGGGAACUGAUAGAGACUCUGAGCAGCAUAGCAGGAGGAGCAGGAGCAAAGUGUGUUACGGGUUCAUCAAGUGGCUACUAUUCUGAUGAGAAACACUAG